Molecule: messenger RNA, 252 nt
Organism: Penicillium chermesinum
Lineage: Eukaryota; Fungi; Ascomycota; Eurotiomycetes; Eurotiales; Aspergillaceae
Product: proteasome regulatory particle lid subunit SEM1
Exons: 3
Coding region: 1-252 (83 amino acids)
Biological process (GO): double-strand break repair via homologous recombination; proteasome assembly; mRNA export from nucleus
Cellular component (GO): proteasome regulatory particle, lid subcomplex; proteasome complex
Source: RefSeq, a predicted model, not a curated record
AUGUCGAAUCCCAAUCCGGCCGAAGACAAGGCCUCCGAGCAGCCCCAGCAGCAGAAGCCGCAGGUGCUCGAAGAAGACGAUGAGUUUGAGGAUUUCCCCGUCGAAGACUGGCCCCAGGACGAGACCGAGCAGUCUGCCGCCAACGGCGGUAACGAGCACCUGUGGGAAGAGAGCUGGGACGACGACGAUGCCGCAGAGGAUUUCUCAAAGCAGCUGAAGGAGGAACUCAAGAAAGUCGAAGCAUCAAACUAG